Crotalus tigris (Tiger rattlesnake) is the source of this 3740-nucleotide messenger RNA. RefSeq names its product pituitary homeobox 3-like. NCBI's taxonomy places the organism in Eukaryota, Metazoa, Chordata, Lepidosauria, Squamata, Viperidae. Gene Ontology annotation, cellular component: nucleus. Gene Ontology annotation, molecular function: RNA polymerase II cis-regulatory region sequence-specific DNA binding; DNA-binding transcription factor activity, RNA polymerase II-specific. The transcript has 4 exons. The record is from RefSeq and is a predicted model, not a curated record. Gene Ontology annotation, biological process: regulation of transcription by RNA polymerase II; anatomical structure morphogenesis. Bases 301 to 1152 code for a protein of 283 amino acids.
GCUCCGCGGCCGGCGCGCAGCGAGCGAUGGGGCGGGCUAGCAGAGCGUUGCCCGAGGGCGGCUGGCUGGGGGGCGACGAUGGCCCCAGCCAUAAAGCCGAUGUUCCACGCGCGAGGGAGUCACUCGGCCGGCGGAUCCUUCUCCGGGCUGCGGCGGAGCAGAGCUCGCACCGAGAGUUGGGGGCGAGGUGGAGCCUUGCAUUCCCCCCAAACCCAGAGGCGCGGCGCAACGGGGCGAAGGCGCGCUCUCCAGUGCCGCGGGAGCUAAAGAGCUUUCCUCUCCAGCACCUGUGCCUGGCAGAUGGAGUUCAACUUGCUCACUGACCCAGAAGCUCAGAGCCCCCCUCUUUCCCUCUCAGAAUCUGGGACACCUCAACAUGCACACAGGCACAAGGGGCAAGCAAGCGAAAAGUCACAGCAGAAUCAGCCUGACGAUACCACUCCUGAGGAUGGCUCCCUGAGAAAGAAGCAACGUAGGCAGAGAACUCAUUUUACCAGCCAGCAACUCCAGGAGCUGGAAGCCACUUUUCAAAGGAAUCGGUAUCCAGACAUGAGUACCCGAGAGGAGAUUGCUGUCUGGACCAACUUGACGGAAGCCAGAGUUCGGGUAUGGUUUAAGAACCGCAGAGCCAAAUGGAGGAAGCGGGAAAGAAAUCAACAGGCAGAACUUUGUAAGAAUAGUUUUGGAGCUCAGUUCAAUGGACUGAUGCAACCUUACGAUGAGAUGUAUGGUAGUUAUUCCUAUAAUAACUGGGCUACCAAAGGACUUACUGCCAGCACUCUGUCAACAAAGAGCUUCCCGUUCUUCAACUCCAUGAAUGUCAAUGCCAUUUCUUCCCAGCCCAUGUUUUCAACAUCCAGUUCUAUAGGAUCUAUGUCUGUACCUUCCUCAAUGGUCUCUUCAACUGUGAAUGGUGUGCCAGGCCCAAGCCUUAACAAUCUUAAUGGCCCUGGUCUUAACUCUGCCGUUCCAUCCACUACCUGUCCCUACGCAUCCACAGCCAGUCCUUACAUGUAUAGGGAUACCUGCAACUCUAGUCUGGCUAGCUUGCGAUUGAAGGCAAAACAGCAUGCCAACUUCACCUACCCAGGAGUGCAGACGGCAGCAUCCAGUCUCAGCCCGUGUCAGUAUGCUGUGGAUAGGCCAGUAUGAGAACCUCCACUGCUAAUUAUGAACUAUUAGCUGAACAAAGUUCCCCCUGCAGAUGAGUUCCAGAAAGAUGUAUUUAUAAUACUGUUACAAAUCUUUUUACUAUCGUUUUUGUAAAGUAUAUAUUUUUCCUCACUGAAAUUUAAGACAGAGGAACUUUUUUUUUUUUGCCAACCUUUGAAUUCUUAUCCGGUGAUAUAACAAAGAUACCCAGGGAAAUGGUUGACACUGCUCAUAAUUUAUUAUUGCAAUUUUGUGCUUUAUACAACUGACUCGUGCUUACAUAAGGAAGUCUAGAUUCUGUACUUGAAGCACCAGGUUUGGAUUUACUGUAUGUAUAUUGCAUAAAUGCUUGUCAUGAAAUGCCCUGGGUAAAACGUUCGGUUUCCUUUUAAAAAAAAAUAGCAUAUCGUAACAAAAAAUUGCCAAAAGUAAUUUAAUAGCAUGGGAAGGAAAUGUAUGUGCAGACAUACCAUGAGUUAUGUGGGAGAUCUAGGACAAAGAAAUAUAUAGAUGUGCUCCUAAGUAUCUCUGGCUACCAUGACUGAAAUAGAAGCUGUCAAUUUGUUAUCAAAAGAGCAAUGGUAUUUGGAGAAAAUUGACAACAAGUCACCACAUUUGGAACAAAACCACUAGGUGAUAUAAUAAUUUUGCAGGACGCUUAUUUAAAUGAAUAAAACCAAUAGGUUGGUGGAUUAUAUUUCAUUUCCCUGUGCAAUUUCAUUUUCUAGUGAGCAGGAGCUGUGGUGGUGCAGUGGUUAGAAUGCAGUAUUGCAAGCUGACUCUGCCGACUGCCAGGAGUUCGAUCCUGACCGGCUCAAGGUGGAUUCAGCCUUCCAUUCUUCUGAGGUCAGUAAAAUCAGGAUCCAGAUUAGUUGGGGGCAAUACACUAACUCUACUUAGAGAAUGCUGUAAAGCACUAUGAAGUGGUAUAUGAGUUUUAAGUGCUAUUGCUAUUAUAAACACACAUGGGGUCUGGCUCAUUUCAUUUUCCAAUGACUUAAAUUCCCAAAAAUAAACAAGAAAAAUGCCCUGAGCAUCUCAUCCACAUGUGAUUAUUGCAUAAGCAACAAGCACUAUUUGUAUGCAACAACUCCUAACUUUUAGAAAAAUUAAGCCUGCAACUGAAUAGAAGUAAUCCAGUGAAUUGGACAAAUGGUUUCUCUCAUCCUCAGCCACACCCAGGCAACAACUUCCAAUUUGUUUCUAGGAUGAUCCAGACAAACAUUUUUUUUCAUUGUUUUCAAUUUCAUUGGGCUUACAAAAGUAGUACAUGUGCCUCUGAAUCAUACUUCUACUGUCACAAGCCAGAAUUCUGGGAGUUGAAGUCCACAAGUCUUGAAGUUGCCAAGAUUGAGAACCCCUGCUUUAUCUCAUCCCCAUAUUUAUUCACCAGAAUUCCUGAACUUUUCAGAGGCCAGAAAUGUACAAAUCAAAAUCCAUAGAUGUUAACCAUGAACAACAAAACUGCAGCCUACUGUAGCAAGAAUGUAUAGUGGGAAGAGUUGAAGGAAGUCAUGCUCAUCUUCUGUAGCUUCCUGUUACUUGACCUUAUUGUAACUUAUCUCAGGAGCAGCAAAAUGAGAAGUGGGUAGAUGCUAUGGAACUAAUUCCUCAUAUUUGGGGGGGGGGGUUGCUACUCCAGCAUCCCCUUAAACUACUCAAAAUGGGUGAUCCCUAAAAAGUGUUAAUUUAUACUCAUAAAUUAUAUUUUUUCUUUAAAAGUUAUGUUUUGAUGUUAAUAAAUUGAGUGCUAGUCGCAGGGCCGAUUACAUUUUAAAAUUUGCCUGAAUAGUUUUCUUGAAAAAGUAUAAUGCUUUAAAAAUAGUUGUUUCUUUUUAAUCUGUUGGAUUGUGUAUGAUUAUGUUUGAGUGUAUAUUUGUGUGUGUGCAUGUGUCUGUGUAUAAAGAAACGCACAAUGGGGAAAGGCCAUUUGACAUAUUUUAAAAUAAAGGUAAAUUUAAAAUGCAAUCCGAUCUGGAUUUCUUCACCCUUAUAAAUUAAAAGGUGGUAUUGUUCUUCAGAGAUGGAAAUCAAUAAACAGGAAAAACUACAAUGCUCAUUUUAAAACUCCCAAGCAUUUUCUACAAAAAAAAAAAGUUCUUGUGUUGGUGUGGUGGAGUAUUUGGGCUAGGACCAGGCUCAAGUGACUGUGGGACAAUGCUGUCUAUUAGCACAAUCUUCCUCGGAUUGUUUUGGGGCAAAGUAUCAAUAAAAUAACAAGGAAGAUAUUUCCAAGAAAAUAGCAAUUCCCCUUUCAUAACCUUUUUUCUAAUGCAAAGAGACUUACCUAGGGAUUAGCUAGUGAAACAAAUAUAUUUGCUGAUUGUAUUGUCCAGUCAUUCACCAUCUUGAUAUUUACUCAAGUAAUCACAGUUGCCCAUUUCAUAGAAUUGUAUAGCUACCCAUCUCAAGAGUUUUUAAUGAAAUUAUUUGGACUAUUAUUUUUCACACAAUUAUAGAUUUAUUAUUGAGUACUUUGUUGUUUUGUAUAGAUUAGACACUUCCGAAUCAUUUUGCCUUUUCUGUGCAAAAAUGUCUUGCUUUGCUUGUGUGAAAUUACUUCGAAUUGAUUUUUUUUUUACCUCAGA